CAAAGUUAUCAUUUACCUCCUUCAUGCCUUUUUCACUACGCUCGUCGAAGACACAAUGAGGAGAAAACAUGUCCUUUGGACGGGGAUUUGGACAGUCAGGAAACCAGAGCUUUGACGGUACAAGGGCUAUUUAAUUACGCUUAACGUUUCGACUAUUUAAAGAAAGCUAUGGUUUUGGUUAUCAGCGGUAGUGUGACGUGAAUUUUGUUUCACUUUGUACAGGCAGCCGACCAAGCAAAUUUCUGUACAACUCCGGAAAAAAUAAAAAGAAUGAUCCUUGGCGUACAGAUGAUCCUGACAUUGAAGAUGGGUUAGAACUUGCUCUCCAGCCUAAAAAUAAGUUUCUUAAAACAAAAGACAAUCGCAACUUGCCAGGUACGAGCGAUGUUUGUUGUAAUGAAGUCUCCGUUUACUGACAUUUCUUUGCUGAUUACUCUCUUUCGUAACUCUUCACGCAGGAUCCGAACUAGACGGCGUCUGGAGUAUACGCAAAAACGUUCAAGUGAGCCAAGCUAGCAAGAACGGCACGUUUUUAAACACAAACAAAUCGACACCUUCAUAUUAUUCAAGGCACGGCGGAUUGAGUGGUAGGCCUAAAUGCGUGUUAAAUAAACUAUUCUAAUCUGCAGUAAUCUGCAGUACGUAAGCUUAAUUCGUAAUCUUUGAACUUGGCUUUUUUAUUUUUCUUGAGUAAAUCGCAAGCUUAAUUUCAGACUAAAACGGCCGCUCUCUCAAAUGAGCUUUUGUUUUUGAUACCGUAAGUUUAAUUUGAGCUAUUGUUGCGGAGAAUUUGUGUUUACCUCGAACGCAAACUCACAAUCUAGCAACCGCUCUUGAUAGUUUUUACGCUUGGCUCAAUUUUCCACCGAUUUUUUCAUCCCGUCACCACAGGUUCUGGAGAUGCGGAAAGUUCGGCACUGAACAGAGCGCAAAACGACGAAUUUCUCAAUUCAAGUAGUGGUAGGUAUCAUUUAUAUGUCGUUCGUGUGGUGUUUUCUGUCAAAGUUUAUUUUGCGGUGACAGUUUUUUUCAUUAAAUUUUACCGCACUGCGAGCAAACCGUUUUGUCGCUAGCUGAGUGAAAGUCGGUUUUAAUUAAUAAGUGAUGUUUUGUACGUUGUAAAAUUCACCUGCUUUCAGUGUGGCAACUUAAAUAAUUAUUUGUUAAAGAAUUAUCGAUUCCGUGGAUACUCAGGAAUGUUAAGCGAAUCUUCUAGAUAGGAAUAUCUAAUAUAAUCUUAUGGUUUUAAGGGAUUUAACAGAUCUUGUUUAACAAAUUGAAAGAUUUGUAGAAUAUGAUGCUUACCGGUAAUUCUGACAUAUUUCCAUGUGAUACUUUUUAAGUUAAAUUAAUUAAACCGAAAAGUAGGCGUAAUUGAAAUUGAGAUUAUUGUGUUUGGGUACAUUUGUACUUGUUCUACUCAACAGCAGGAAAAGUUUACUUAAAGAAUUGUGCUAAUAAUUUGUCAUCUUAUGUUUCUAAAUUUUCGAGAUAUCACUUAAACUCGUUAAGAUGAAAGGUUUAUCUUCUCCGAAGUUCUAAUCCUAUCUGUGUUCCCUAGUGUAAACAUUUUUUCUAUAGAGGGAAAAAAAAUGAUGCCAAAAUGUCUUUCUAGGUGUAGGUCUAUUCUGGCACCACAUUCUUAAGGGCUACCCCAUGUUUGGUUCUGCUCAAUUCAACACUAGCAUCGUUUUAGCUCUUCACUCAAGGCUUGUAUGAUAUCUCCAUCAACUGAUCAAACAGACAUGCCAAUGUUUGUGAGCAUGACAUCUAGAUAAUUUCUCCUUUGCACUAAAAACCACCUCCCACCCCACUUCCAACAUUAAACAGUUACAGUUGUCAUAAAUGUUUGCGAAUGAUGAAAAGUGUGUGGUUGUGCUGUUAAAUGUAAUUUAGGGCCAAUCUGCACUAGCGAAAAAGGUGUUUAUUUAGACGAAUUUUCUGUCAUCACCAACGCUUAACAAAUGGGCACCGCAGAAAUACGUUUUUGAAGGCGCGAUACAGUAUUUUGCUGGUCAGCGUCAUCGCCUUUAAAAAUUAAAAACACCGGCAACUUUAAAUUGGUUUUCAACGCGAGCCCGGUUUGCGAUGAAAAACCCCAAAACUUAGAGCGAAAACUGCAAACUUAGCGCCUGAACUUCACCUAUCGUUUCUAUUAUUCGUAUUCCAUAUUUUAUGUCGUGCCAGAGUUAAACUGAGCUUGCACAGCAUGUGAAAUUGUUGUCUCGCGUAAGACUAUCGCGGGCGCUUUGGUCUUCGCAACAUACAAAUUUUGUUUUGAAGAAAAUGCUUUGUUCAAAGGCCAAAACCAGGAGGCUUUUCGGAUGGCUGUAGCGGUAUUUUAAGAAAAGCAAACCCUCAAGUAUGUAGAGCUGGUGGUCUGCAGCCUAAUGAAAUGGUUUGUCAGCGCCAUUUUGAUAAAAUUCAAGAGAGGGCGACAGGAGAUGCUCGUGUCCAUCUACUUGGGGACACUCUUCAAGGCUGCACGGACCCACGCGAUUCCUCAUCAUUUCUUUCCCACUCUUGACCAUGCUGGUUUUAAUUUUCCUAAUUAUCAACCUGGAACACGGUGGUGCAACAAAUGUCGCAGUGACGCUCCAUAAAAGAAUACAAAACUGGCCAAAAAGUGACAAAUCGGGAAAACAUCGCCACUAGUCAACAAGAUCACACGCAGGUAAGUUUUCUUAAUAUGUUCAUUUUUGUAGGAUGUUCAAGAAAACCUGGAAUGAUCCUUUGAUAUUGAUUUAUUUAUUAGUGUUGUGUAUUUCAGAGUUUAUUUACUUACCUCAAGUGUCUUUUUCCUAUAAUAAUAGUUAUCACAUUGAUCUUUUACAAAAUUGUCUUAAAUUUUUUGUGUUGUCAAAGUUUGUUAUUACCCAAUACUACCUACAGCAAGUUUGUAAAUUGAUAUAAGCUAAUAACUUGGGACAUGAACAUUCACAAAAAUUAUAAAUGAUACUAUCCGUUUUCAAAAGCAAAAGAGUUUUGUCAGAAAAAUUUUUAACACUGUUUGGCAUCCAGUACUCUCCCUCACAUUUCUUCUCCCUGGGGUUGUUAGAGAUAAUUAUUGUGAAGAGAAAUCAAACUUUAUCUCCAAUAUUUAAAAAGCACAGGUGGUAAAAAGGACAUAGCAAAACAAUAUAAUGAAAAGGCUGGUAAAAAAUACUCCAAGGAGAGAGAGAACCUGAAUCACCAUGAAAUUCUGCAUAAAGCUUUAUUAUUUUAUAAAGACAUGAUAACAUUGACCUAAAAUUUAAUUAUCAUUUUUCAGGCUUCUGAAGGAAACAACAAAGCUUUACAUGUGGGAUCCACUGCUGAACCAGAGCUGGAGCCACAAACAGUGGUAUAGGAAUAAUUUUCUUAAGUGACUGUGUUUUAUAAAAUAAUUUCCUGUACUGGCUUUAAAGAGUAGAGUACUUGUAUGUAUUUCAAACAAAAUGAAACAUUAAUUUUGACUCUUCAUAUUUUCUAUUCUUGUGUGCCAUCAGCAGAAUUCUCAUUACUGGACUAUUGCAGAAGGGCAGUAUGGUCCAAUGUUGGUUGGGGAAGAUGGUGACAUCAUGAUUGAAGCAUCCACAUGGAAAAAUAUUCAGGAAAAGUUAAAUGGUGAAUGUAGACACCCUUACUUUGAGUGUUGUUAGAGAUAAUGCAGUACUAUUAUUAUGUUCAUGCCAAAAACAUAACUUUUAUGCUGCGGUUUAAAUUUAUCGUUGGUUCAAAUGUUAUUUUCCUUUGUUUAAAACUCAUUAUGACACAUUACCAUACCCCAAAACAAAGAAAAAUAAAUUUGAGCCAUAGGAUAAAAUUAAACCACCACACAUAUAAUUCCUAAAUUAGGGGCUUCAUGGUUAUAAUAAAAAAUAAUAAAAAUAAUGUGUACAGUUUAAUGAACAAGCAGGAAUGCUUUAUCAAGUUUAAAACACCAGUCACAGCUGAGUGUUUUAGACUUAAUAAAGAGAGAACUGUGACUUUAUUAUCAAACAGCUUAAAAAUCUCUCGAGGCACAUUUAUCCAUUCAUGCACUAAUACAUGUAUUUAGAUUUGGGUUAUUUUGGCUAAGAAAAUUGGUCACAUCAUUAGCAUAUCAGAUAUAUAAUACAAUGUAUAUUAUAAUAAAGGAUUUUUGAAUUACAUCUAUUUGUAACACAUCUUUAAGGUAUUUUAAAGCAAUAAUUCUUAGUACUAAUCAGUCAUUAACUGUGACAGAACCCACAUUCAAAGAACAAGUUGAUGCCCUAAGUAGACAAAUAGACAAAUGUGAAGAUCGAAAAAGAUUAGUGAGUCAACCAGUUUUUAAAGAGUUCCUCGAGUCCAAUGCCCCUACACUAUACAAGGAAAUCCUUGACAGUAUCUUGUCAGAGCGUCAUGGUGAAAAAAGGGCCAACCUGCAAGAGAAGAGAACAACAGCCCUUAUAUGGCAGCUUCUAUAUUACAGGUACUUAAGGGUGCAAUAAUUUUGGUAACUACAUAUAUAGAAAGUCACAAGGCCUAAAGCAUUCACAAAUGAUUUAUCUGGAAUCCCAUUCAAAGAAUCUUAUCCAAACCUCAUGAUCAUUGGAGGCAGAAGUGGGGAGACAUCAUUAUAGCAAUAUUGUGGGAAAGGUGGGGAUUUAGUACUAGUAACACUUUUUUCCUGACUUGAAUAUCAUCUUCCGCUGUAGAUAAUUAUAUUACAAUACUGAUCUACACUACAUUAUGUAUAAUAAUUGUCUGUAAACGUACCUACGUGAAGUACUUUCUAUGGAAUAUACAAGCACUGAGAUUGAGAGUUCAAUAUUAUUUCCGAGUUUUUUCGGAAAAUAUGUGACUUACUAAUGCUAAAUGUGUCAAGUCUGGUAUGACUUUCAGAAAUCAGAGACACGGCGAAUUUAUGGAUGAAAGCUCCAUCUUCUUGGAACUUAAUGGUCUGUCAUCUAGUGGUAUGGCCCUUGGUAAAGUGUUGGGAUUUGCAAGAGAUGAAAAAACCAAGACUCAUCAGAAGCACAAAAUGGCAUCUGACCAUUUGACAAGGGCUAAAAAAAUGGCUUGUGAAGCUUUUCAAAACGUAAAAAUAAUACCUGAUAGAAAUUGAAAAAAAUGUUCCUGAAGGUACCCACCAAUGUAGUUACAAAACACAACAACAUCCGUAUGAUAAAAAGCAUUUUCUACCUACAAAUUAAGCCUGUGAUUUUGAGAUCUUUAUAAAGUAUAAUACAAUUAUUUAUAAUCACUUUCUUUCCCUUUCAACUUUGUCUUAACAGAAAUUCUUUCAGAUACUAUCUAUGGACGAUUUCCAUGACAUUAAUGCAAUAAAAACAAUAACCAAAGAAUACUCACCACUGCUGUUCAUAUAGCGACUCUUCUUUUGGACAUCCAGUCCUCUGUUCCUGCAGUUCCUCAUCCUGUUGAGCCAGCCAAUAUUCACCGAUGUGACAUGGUUUCAGAAGGUGGUGGUACACCCACAGUCUGCAGAGGUGGAAUUUCAAGUGAUGCAGUGGUUAAUGAAAUGAGGGAAUUCUGGCCACACUAUAGUGAAUGCUUUUCCUUGGAGAGUUUGCCUCGGCCAUACAAGGGGAUCGAUCUAUGUAGGAUGCAGCAGUCCAUGAAGGAACUACGGUAAGCAAGUAGAAUAAAUUCUUUUACGUUAAGUCCAAAAUGUCAUUUCCAUCACCUGGUAUAAUAAGAAUUGCAGUGUGACUGCUCUAUUUGCCUUGAUUGGUAGAGUUAACUCUCUAGUCAAGCCUGAAUUAUUUUUCAGCUACUUACUUGUAGGUAGCCUGUGCUGCAGACGAAACUAAACCUAAACUUGGUUUGUUUACAUGUACAACACAGGCUACAGUGUAAUUACACUUACAAUGUUCUUCAUUCAACUGUGAGGAUCACAUUCACUUCCAUAUCUUCAGCUGCAGUUCAAAAAUAUAAGAAUUCAUAAUUUAUUUAUUUAAUCUACUAGAAGUUACCUUGUAAAUUCCUUUUUUACUAAAAUGUUAACACUUAGCCACAUAUGACUUUUUUAUUGCAGAGUCUAUUCAAGAGAGGACCAUGAAGAAUGCCAAACGUUAAAAUCCACCAUACUAAUCGAUGAAAUCGAACAAAAUCUGCACAGUAAAGAUGACUACCAGGCCUGUCAUCAGUACAUUUUGACACCAUUCCAGAGUUCAGAGAUUUCCUAAAAUUACAUGUGGCACCUACAGUUGGUGACUGGCCCACAUGGUACCAUCAGAAGAAGAUUGUUUGCCAUGCUGACUUGGAUCAAGAAAUUACAUCCCUGAUUCCUGAGCUGGGACAGUUUCAUGUCUACUUGAAUAGUUCAGAAGAUGUUGUAAAGCAGUAUUAUCCCAUCUUCAAAGAGAUCUAUGGAUCAGUUUUUGGCCAAAGGGUAAGACUGCCUGAAAAGCCCAGGCCAGAUAAAGUAGCACUGUGUAUCACACUAUCAUUCUGUGGUUGGCUGAACAUCCGUAGCCAGGUUAUUCAGGCCUUCGGACUAAGCAAGGACACUGAAUAUACUUGCCUACUUCAUCUCUUUGAGGAGCUUAUUCCUUUGUGUUUCCUGCACUACCCAGUUAUAGUUAGAGGAGGGCAAUUUGAAGAGCUGACAUCGUCAAUGAAGCGCCUGGCCAUCAUGUUUGUAGCCAUGGACCGCCAUCACUACAAUAAAGCAUCACUUUCAUGGCUCAGCGAUGUACAGCACCAGCAGACAAACUUUCCGAAUAUUAUGAUGCCAAGGGUACCUUAUGUCCAGUCCUGAAUGAAAAGAAGGUUGAAAUCUUUCAUUCGAAGUUAAGAUCCAAAAUAAGAAAGACAGACAAAGGAGCAAAAAUUCAAGAAACAGCCAGACUUAUUGCCAGAUCAAACUUUGAAGAGGAUGGCUUUGAAAGAAGUUAUGUUCCACAAUGUGUAAGAGGAUAUAGUGACCAAGACUUGCUUUUGCUUUCAGGUAAAUAAAAGCCUCCAUGUCUAUAUAUGUUGUGGUUUAACUUAAUCCCUGGUUUAAAUUUUUAUUUUCCUUUGUUUAAAACUUAUCAUCAUACAUUACCAUACCCAAAAACAAAGAAAAAUAAAAUUUAAACCAAGGAUAAAAUAACCACAACAUAUAAAUCAGUGAAAAGACUGAUUGUUGUACUUUCAACCUACAAUGUUACAUGCCUGUUACGAAAGACAAAUUUUUUUUUUAAUGAUGAUUUUCUUUCAAAUUGUAUGAUUUUUUCAGGUUUAGCAUCUGAAGGCAUUAUGGCUAUGUUUGAGAGAGUUGCAUUGAAUCUGGGUAAAUCCUACAUGCUUCCAAGACCACUAAACAGAGCUGGCCGUCCAUAUGGCAAAGCACCAUACUACCUAGCAAGUUUUCAGACAGAAUUCACUGUCAAGUCAUUACCUCUAGGGUACAGAUGGCCUUCUAGCCGACCAAAUCCUCAGCUAGACUGUGAUGCAGAAGCAUGCCAUCAUCCUUCUCAUUCAAACAUCCAGCGACUGACAUGUGGCCAUACAUUCCAUUCUCCCUGCAUGUCCGAUGAGAAUGGCAACAGUCUUGGAUGCAUCAUUUGUCUUCGUAACUUGACUGCUGAUAUCCAGAAGCUGUCCCAAGCCUGGAACAUUCGCCUUUUGUCCGGUCUGAAUGAAGUUGAGGAAGAUGGUGGUGAUGGCAAUGACGAUGAUGAUGACGAUGAUGGCAACAAUUCUUCCAUUCCAGAAAUACCUGAUGUACCAAAAGACCACAAGUAUUUCAAGUCACCACAAUUCAUUGAGUACAUCAGAGAAAGAGUUAAUAAGAUUACAUUGGCUGUCAAUGCCCAGGCAGAAUCUCAUGAAGAGUAGGCGGUUUCUUGUGUAUGAAAUCAUGACAAAAGGUGUAAAAAUAUUGCCACUUGAUUUAAAAAAUGGAGACUGGUAUCACUUUAGAGGUCAAUUGACUACUGUUGAACUCACUUACAACUUGCAGUCAAAACUAUAAAAAUUAUUGACCUUCCUGCAUAUACAUCGACUGUUGAUGAAUGCAGUUGUCAAAGGUACUGUGUAUACAUGUAUGUAGCAAGGUCAUUUUUCACAGAACUACAACAUAUACAAAAUAAACGCGUCAAGGGUCUAUUGGUAAUAAAUAUAACUCAGAAAAUGUGAGAGUGCAUAAAGUGUAAAAAAUGAAAUGUAUAGUAAUGUCUUUAGCGACUAUGAAUGAUGCACUGUUUGUAAGACGGCAGUCUAAUGUUUCGAGAAAACAUGAAUAAUACUUAAGCUAAAGCAAGUUUAUACUGUAAUUAAGAUUACACUGUAUACCCCUAAUAAUAUUGUUUAAGCUUAAUGUGAAACGGAAAGCAAAAAUUAUCACUGAUAUGUAAAUAGAAGUCGACGGCUAAACCAAGUCGACAAAGGCAUAGUUAUGAAACUGCAGAUUAUUUAAACUUACGUUUAUUUUUAAGUCUUAAGCUUAAAUUCUAACAUUCGAUUCAACGGUAGCUGAGCUGAGUAAGCUUAGCGCCUCCAAUAAAAUUAUUUAUGAAUUCUCAAAAAGCGUCUUACCUGUAUUGCAAGUUAUAAAUGCAAAUGCUACACUUAAAAACCUUCCCAGUCUUUCUUGUUUAAAAUCUUCUGUUUUUCUGGCUCCCCAAUGUAGCUUCUGGCACAUUGUACUGACACGCAUCCAGGCAACGCCUACACGGGUUACCGCUUUAACGGUAUUUACUGGUUCUUUAGUUCGGUCACGAUCUUUUAACAUGAUUAAAGGAAGCUAGUCUCAGAAAGGCGAAGACUGCUCGUGAAAUUCCACAAUAAACACGGCCUCAACGUUUCAUAAACACGUGCAAGCGGAGACGCAGCGAAGGAAGCGAUCUCUUUCAUCCGAUCGAACAAACUCAAAUACCGCUGACCAAUUGCUGUGACGUCACAAAACGUAUUUCUGCGGUGCCUAACAAAUGUGGAUGGUUUAUCGUGAUUUUACAAGUUUUGUCCCAGACAGGACAAUCUUCAAAGACGCUGUGGACAAAAUUUGUCCUGGGUUAAAAAUUGGACAAAAUCGACUUAACAAAUGAAAAAUAAUGUGUUUUACUUGUCAAUCAUUUGUUGUAAAGCAAGUGUCCUUUCCAUUAAGUAGUGACAGAUGCGACAGCCUGUUAAGAGUAAAUAGUUUCCAGACAGUGGUGAUAAUUUUUUUCUAAACAAAAAUUGUCAUCAUACAAAUUUUGGCUUGGAUGUUUCAAAGACAAUUCCAAAUUUGCCUACUUGUGCAGAUUGAUGGUUUUCACGGUGAAGUCAUCAGAUUGCAAAGUCAAAAAAGCGAGGUUUUACGAAUUCUUAUUUACACUAGGUUGAAGAUUAAUAGGAAAUAAAUCUUUGUACAAGUUUCCAGCCCGAAGCAUGUUUCAUUUCGAAAAUACAGCAGUUUGAACUUCCAAGUUUUCACAGUGCAUGACACCAAAAUAGGAAUGCUAUCUCCUUGAAAAAAGUCUCUCCGCUUGAUUUUCAGCAGUUUAACCAUUUCACGUAUUAGAAGAUAUGUUUAUGGGCAAGUAUGCUAGUUCUCGAGUGAAAAGGAGGAGCUUUUAUAGAAAAAGUGAACUCCAGAUGUUUUUGUUGAUUUCCGGCAGCCAUAUUGGUGGACAGUUUCUGUCCACCAAUAUGGCGUCUCCAUACAAAGCUCUACAAAGGUGCUUGAAAUGUUUCGGCAACUAACUCAGAAACUGUGGGCCACAAAGACCUUAGAUUUGGACAAAUUGUUUAUAUAUUAGUCUUUUAUAAUAUUUCAUUUUCUUGGCUUCUUCCACUGGAUGGUUUCAAAUGUGUUUUUUUGUGCCGUGUUUAUUGCGUGACAGUGAAAACGAAGAAUAGGCCCUUACACUGUAAGUGGGCCUUCAAGAAAAUUGAGGCUUUUAAAAAAAUACUAUAUCCCCCUAUAGAACAGUGCUCAAAACACAACUCCACGCUGGAGAUUUGGUGACAUGUACAGGAGACCAGGGCUUCUUACCAUUACAUGGGUAAACUGGAAAUUCGGUUGGAAAAUCAAAUGGUUUGUGCCAUUCUAUUUGGGAAGUGUCAGAAACUAUAGGCUGUCAUUUUAGGCCAUGCAAUUUCUAUACUUUUUCUGGUCAGUUCAGCUGAUUUAGAUAUACUUUGUGGGUUAUUCUUCCACAAGAUCAACACUUAAUGGGGUUAACCGAUAGGCGUAAAACAGCCCAAAAAUUAGUCGAUAGCCGUAAAAAUUGAAAAAUUUUAACCAUUAGCCGAAAAUAGUGUAAAAAAGAGUUAACCGUAAAAGAAAUUGUUCCCUAGAUCUGUUGAUUUUAAAGAAGGUGCUAAACUCUCUUAUGGUUGCAUUAUCUGUCUGAGACUGGCCUGUGCACAGUCGCCCCCUCCCCCACAGACACCCCUUCUCCAAUUUUUUCUGAGGGGAGGAGGCGGCUGUACACAGGCUGUCUGAAACGGAUAAUCCAUCUUCAAACUGUCCGUCAAAGCUGACGGAUAAAGUCAGGCGGAUUGUUCAUUCAAAAUUAAAACUCUUUCCAUUUCAAAUUAAGACGUAUUACCCAUCUGGUGCGAAUUAACAAACGGAUAACCCAUCUCACACGAAUAGUCCAUCUCUAGAGUGAAACGGCCAUUUCUUUUAUAAUGAAUUUCCCCCCCUUCGCCUUGAGUUGGGCGUUUGCUUGUAUGCUUUUCUUUUCACAAAGAGUAUUUUUAAAUUGACUAUUGAGAUUUCUAUGCAUAAAAUAAUAUUAAAAAUUGAAUACUUUAGAAAUAGUAUGAUCUAUCAAAUGUUAAAAUUCUUCAAAAAAGUAACUUCAUUUUAUCCCGAAAUGGUCCCAAGACCUUUAUUUUGCUUUGAAGGUACAAAAAAUACAGGUUUAUUAAUAUUUCAUUCUAAAUGAAACAAAAGAAAUUAAUUUUAACUUUUUUGUUAACUGUAACUAAAAAGAAUUAACCGAUAGCCAUAAAAGAGACAAAAUGUUAGCCGAUAAUCGUAAAAGCCACCACACCAUUGAGACCCUCUUUAGAGGGAGAAUCCCUUGAGAUUGAUUUAUAUGGACGUACAUCUUUCUCAUAUGUGAUGUGCUUGUGAUAAGCUUACAACACAAAUUACGUCUGACUUGUGAAUGUUGUCAGUUUGGUUUGCAAUGUACAUGCUAAUUGUAAGCACAUUGCAUAUGACAUAAGUUCAGUGUAUAGUGUAAAUUACCCUUUAAGGAGAGAGUGCACAGGAAGACACCAGAUUAGGGUUUUUCUUCCCACACCCCUUUAACUGAUCAUGCACUGGGAGCUUAAUGUUAUCUCCCAUCUCAAUUCAGUGGAAUUGAAUUGCACCUUUUCAAAUACUGUAGACUGGUUUAAGGUGUACCAAUUCACACUCCGCUACAGUGUGCAGUGUUAAACAAAAUGCAGUAGUGUAAUUUUAUAUCCUUUUCUUUGGCAUUUUCCUUCAGAUCAUAAAUCAUGGAGUAUGGCGAGAAGCUCAAACUUUUCAUACUCAGAUAAACCAAAGUUUGGUGGAGGUAUUCAUGCUUCAUCAGCAGAUACCCAGCCUGAUGAUUUUUUGGAUUCAAGAAGUUCUUCAAGCACAGAUCAUGAAAUUAAUGAUAUGGUGCACAAGAAAAAUCUUUUGAACAGCAAACUUAGGAUGGCAGGAGGUAGGACUUAAAUUACACCAUUAAAACAAUCUUCAGUCAUUUAUAUUGUAAAUAACAUUUUUUUGUGGCUAUAAAAAAUUGCAGUAAAAUUUUGCUUAAAAAAUCGUAAGAAAUGUUAUUUUAAAAAGCAUGACGACGUUUCGACGUUCUCAGACGUCAUUUGCAAGUCAAAAGAAAAUAGCAUGCAUGUUCUAUAAAUACUAGAGAAAGCAAUAGAUCAUUGAAAAGAAAAGUAACAUAUUAAAAUCUGUUACAAGUUAAGUAAUGAUCCAGGUAAGACAGGAAGCAAUUCCUUUUGUUAUGGAACAAUUUACUUCCCUCACAUAGAAAUGUUUUCAUUUUCACCCAGAGAAUGCAUAAACCUACAAAAAGGUAGUUUACAAAAUGAAAUGAACCUCCAUUUCAAAAGGGUGUUUUUUUCUGUUAAAGUAUUUUGACCAAUCAGAAAAGUUACAAACGAUAGCCAAGAAAAGUUUACAAUUUUACAUGUUUCUCACAGAGCAUUUCUGUGUUACUUAGACUCAGAUGAGAUUUUGUUAUAAGGAACUGGGUUGGAAAACAAAGGAUUUAUAUAAGUGCUGCUUUGCAAAGAUUUCAAAAAAUCUGCUGUUUAAACCAAACAGAAGUAUAUUACAAACAAUAGUAAAGUUAGUACCUUUUUGCAUUGGCACUUGUUCAUUGCAUUUGGUUCUUUCCUUCUUACAUGUAUCUGGACCGCUAAACGAAGAGUUUCACACUAAUUGAGUCACUCUAAAUAUUAAUACUGGGCCUGAGUUCUUUGAUGCAUAACAUCUCCUAAAUGAGGCAAUCGUGGCACUUCUCUAGAGAUACAUUAUAGAACACGAAAAAUAAAAAACACUUCUUUAGAACACAAGAAAUAAAAUGUAAUAUUUUAUUGAAAAAGAUGUGACCCUUUUUGAAACAAUCAACUCUUUCCUUGAAGAUGCCUUUCUUUUACUUAAACCUCACCAAGAAGGCACAACUUCCAAAUAACAAGCACAAUAUUUUGUUGCUUUAAAUCUCACUAAAAUAACAGAAUACAAGCGUUUUUUAUAGUUAUAUUACAGCUGUAUAUAAAAGCCACAUUACAUAAAUUAAUAGGGUAUGCCUAUGUUUUUUUUAGCUCCCCAGAUAUCAACUCGUGAAAUGUCAGCAAGGACACGACGUGCAAAAAAGAUGCAUGAUGCACAUCUCAGGUCAAUGGGUUUGGGGCAGUUCACACCAAGCGGUAAUGGAUCGUACAUUUCACCAGGCGAGGAGCAAAAUAAAGAUGAUGACUUCUAGUUGAUAUAAUACAUGUAUGUGAAAAAUGGUUCUGGUCAAACAUUGAUUAAGUUGUUGCAUGCUCUCAGACUUUCAGAAGGAAAAUAUAAAGAAUUUAGAGCAAUUGAAAAAAUCACUGCUCUAUGGUCUUCAUAGUCUACUGUAAGUAAAAUCUGGAUAGGAAAUCUAGCAAGAGAAGUUGAGGGACCAUGGUGUUUUUAGUGUUCCACCAAUUAAUCUUACGUUAUAUGCUAAGUAUCUUGCAGUAAUUUAUUUGCAUAAGUUGUUUGUGACAGGACAACUCUCAAUCCUGUACUAAACACUUAGCAGGAGCAUCCUUUCAUUAGCAGGUAUCAUGAUACAACAUUAAUGACCUGGUCUUGUCAUGCAGAGGAAAGUUGAUGAAACAAAUGCACUGGCCACGGUUCCCUCACUCUCAUCAUAGCUUGCUAGACUCCUGAUUGGAGAAUGUAUUAUUUAAUAGAUGUACAAUAAUUUACAUUAGAAUUUUUUUAACUGUACAUAUUACAAGCAUGAUUUGGCAAAUAAUUUAUUUUAUUUUGGUAGCCUUUUAAGAUAACAUUGACAAGAAACUCUGAUGACUGUGAGCGUUCAAAUGAAACCUCUUCAGCAGUAGUUUCACAUGGUACCAUUCGUUUUUUUUGGUGUUUGACAAAAAAAAGAAAAAAAAGAAAAGAAAAAGCACGUAAUCAGAUCAUACUGUACAGAUGGGGGUCAAAGAUUGCCUGCUUAUAAGGGUGCCAAUAGAGCUGCCUGGUUCCUCACGAACAAAAUUUCUGAGAGGUUGAUUAUUAUUUAGGAAGAUUAGAUUACAGCCUUGAACAGAUCGAUGAUCGAUGUAUUUUUGGAGUGUUUGUACUUUUUUCAAUGUUAUGCAUCAUCUUUUGUGUACAUACAAUGUUUCAGUUUUUUCGAAUUCAAUAGGAAAGAUGAAGAAAGUAAUUAUUAAGUACAACGC
Molecule: messenger RNA, 13830 nt
Organism: Porites lobata
Lineage: Eukaryota; Metazoa; Cnidaria; Anthozoa; Scleractinia; Poritidae
Source: the annotation of a GenBank genome assembly